CCUCGGCUGAUUUGGUCGAAUUCAUACGGAGCCCGCGCUUGUAUACAUCCCCUCCCUUACGUGCUCUUAGGCGCGGCCAUAGAUAUCCGGACACACGGCACACGCAUCUGCUACAUCUAGCCUGCCCUCUCUUCCUUUCAACUUAGCAUCGCAUUUGUAUUGCACCCUCUCAUGAUGGCGCGCCUUCCUUGGUACGGCAUCUUUUUCGCCAUCGUCUCGGCGGUUUUCUCCUUGCUCGUCGUCCUCUCCGGCGUUGCCGGCUCGGCUCCUUUGUUCUUUCUACAGUUCAACACCAGUAAUUACCGCGGGCCGCCGAGCGGGUCGCAGUUGGGCACCUCCCAAUUCCUCCAGGGUCUGACCACCGUCUCUGGUAACGACCUUGUCGGCUCCGGCAGUGGCCAGAACGCCCACUUCGCGCAGCGGUAUCAGGUCACGCUCCUGUCGGUAUGCCAGACCGACAAUGGACGCACCACGUGCUCCCCGCCGAAAUUCGGCUAUACUUUUGAUGUCCAGCAGGCAUUCCAGCUGCGGGACGACAUGUUUGGCGGCGUGGACAUGACGUCCUUCUGGAGACAGACGGCCGCGUACCGGCCAGUCUCCCUCUUCCUGGCCAUCGCUUACGUCCUCGGCACCGUCUUCACACUCGUCUCGCUCGUGAUGAUGUUCCUGACGGCGUGUGUCCCCAAGGGCGCCUCGCUGGUCGCCUGCUUCACGCAGACCCUGGCAGCCGUCCUCCUCCUCGCAGCAUCGAUCGCCUCGGCCGUGACCUUCUACCGGCUCGGCGACACCUACAACGCCACGCUUGGCCGGGUCGGCAUCCAGACCGCCGUGAGCUGGCGGAUCAUGGUCAUCAGCUUCCUGGCCGCCGUCGAGUCCUGGCUCGUGCUCAUCUUCCUGCUCGGCCUCCGCAAGAGCAUCAAGCGCCGCUCUAACGCCGCCGCCCGGAGCAUGGCCGCCUCCAGCCCCAAGUCCAUCGGCAACACCACAAAGGUCUUUGUCGCCGGGUCCGGACAGGCCUCCCCAUCAGUCAUGUCAGGCGGCGCGGCGAGGUCCGGGUACCGGGGAACUUCCACCUUUGGCGGCCUGCUUCAGAAGAUGCCCACGUGGAAGGGCAACCAGCAGAAGUACACCGAGAUUAACAGGCAGUCUGGUGCCAUGGCUCAGACAUCCGCCUACAACAACAGCCCCAGGGGCGGUCUCAUGGCGGCGAACGAGGAGGAAGACUUCUCGCACGGCAUGCCUGACGAUGUCUCCCAGGGUGCUAUGGGCUACAACCAGCGAGACCCGGCCGCCAGGUAUGACGACCCGUCGGCCUCACAGGCGACGAAGACGGGGCUCCAUGCCGAGACUGCCUACGAUCCGUACCGCAAGUAGGUAGAUGUGGUGUGGCGAUGAUACCCUGAUGAGUUACGAGUUCGUGGGCAGGUGGCGGCGAGGGUGGGGCGAAAACACUGUGGCCGGGGGCAGGCUAGGUGUUCUUUGUGUUGUGCGAGUCUUGAGCGGCGGUGGCCAUGACAAAGUGGGUUGAGGGUAGUAGACUAGUAGAAGUAGAUAUUGCCGAAGGGACGGUUUCGUUGUCGAAUAUGCAUUGAUUUCCUGGGGAUUGGCAGACAUGGGGGCGUUCCGGAGUAUGUAACAUGAAGCGCUAUCAUCAACAAUGCAGAUUGGUAUUCUCUAGCGCAGGUAUCGCGAGGAAGAUGUGAAGUUAAGUUG
This is a messenger RNA of Microdochium trichocladiopsis, 1713 nucleotides long. RefSeq names its product SUR7/PalI family-domain-containing protein. NCBI's taxonomy places the organism in Eukaryota, Fungi, Ascomycota, Sordariomycetes, Xylariales, Microdochiaceae. Gene Ontology annotation, cellular component: cell cortex of cell tip; plasma membrane. The transcript is spliced from 3 exons. The record is from RefSeq and is a predicted model, not a curated record. Gene Ontology annotation, biological process: fungal-type cell wall organization. The coding region runs from base 172 to 1374 and encodes 400 amino acids.